Benincasa hispida (wax gourd) is the source of this 4954-nucleotide messenger RNA. The record is from RefSeq and is a predicted model, not a curated record. Lineage: Eukaryota; Viridiplantae; Streptophyta; Magnoliopsida; Cucurbitales; Cucurbitaceae.
CAAACUGCAAGCUUUCUACAGUCUGAUUUUGCCUUUCAUCAAAUAAACCCUCCAAAAACCCAAUCCUACAAAAUCCCAUUUCCAAGUUCCUCACAGUGAGUAAUGAGCAGAAGGGGACUGAAAUCUCUCCAAUUUCUCUCAGUUUCCUUCGUUUCUUCUCCAUUUAGAUCCAACGCCGUCUUCUCUUCAAACCCAUUUCCGAUAUUCUCCCAUUCUUCCGUCAGUGUAUAUCGCCAAACCCUUUCCUCCCCCAUUGCCCACCACUCCACUUCUCCUUCGGACGAUCUCAAAGGAUUGGUUGAUCCGGACGAGUCGCUUUCGUCUGAUAGUUCGCGGGUCCAAUGCUUUUCGCCCCAAGAAGUCUCGUUUCUGCGUGAUUCGUUGUUGGAUUCUCAUGCUGACUCCGGUUCUCUAGACCAGACGCUCGAUACUGGUAAGAUUUCAAACGAGGCCAUUUCAAUAUUAGAUGCAAUUCGAAAUUGUGAUGAUGGGUUCGGGGACAAAACCUAUAAAUUACUUAGGCAGUUCAGGCAGAAGUUGAAUCCAGAUUUGGUGGUUGAGAUUUUGAGUCUUUUGGGAAGUCGUGAACUUUGUGUCAAGUUCUUUUUAUGGGCGGGUCGACAAAUUGGUUACAAUCAUACUCCGUCAGUGUACAAUGCGUUGUUAGAUGUUUACGAGCGUGGUACUUAUGAUCCAGUGCCCGAGCAGUUUCUUCUGGAAAUUAAGAGUGCUGACAAAAAAGUGCUUGGGAAGUUGCUUAAUGUGUCGAUUAGGAAGUGCUGCCGAAAUGGGUUGUGGAAUAUAGCAUUAGAAGAGCUCGGGAGGCUUAAGGACUUUGGGUACAAGCCUACCCGAUUAACUUAUAAUGCUUUAAUUCAAGUCUUUCUCAGGGCGGAUAAGUUGGACACUGCUCAUUUGGUUCAUAGGGAAAUGGCAGAAUUAGGAUUUAGUAUGGAUGAGUUUACUCUUGGUUUUUUUGUUCAAGCUCUCUGCAAAGUGGGUAAAUGGAGAGAAGCCCUCUCAUUAAUUGAGAAGGAAGAUUUUGUCCCUAAUACAAUUCUUUAUAAUAAGAUGAUAUCUGGACUGUGCGAAGCUUCAUUUUUUGAAGAAGCAAUGGAUUUUUUGAACAGGAUGCGGUCUAGUUCUUGCAUCCCUAAUGAUCAGACUUUUAAGAUAUUGCUUUGUGGCUGUUUGAAUAAAAAACAGUUGGGUCGAUGCAAGAGAAUUCUAAGCAUGAUGAUUGCAGAAGGCUGUUUUCCGAGUUAUACGAUAUUUAAUUCUCUUGUUCAUGCUUAUUGCAAAUCAGGUGAUUUUUCAUAUGCAUAUAAGUUGCUUAAGAAAAUGGAAAAAUGUGAAUGCAAACCUGGCUAUGUGGUUUACAAUAUCUUAAUUGGCAGUAUUUGUAGCGGUGAAGAAUUACCUGGGCCAGUUACAUUUGAGUUGGCUGAGAAAGCUUACAAUGAGAUGCUUUCUGCCGGAACUGUUCUAAAUAAGGUCAACGUUGUUAGCUUUGCUCGAUGCCUUUGUGGCUUUGGGAAAUUUGAGAAAGCUCAUAAAGUAAUCCAUGAAAUGGUGGGUAAUGGUUUUAUACCUGAUACCUCUACAUAUUCUGAAGCGAUUGGUUUUCUAUGUAAUGCAUCCAGGGUGGAAAAUGCCUUUCUGCUUUUUAAAGAAAUGAAAGGGACUGGUGUGGUUCCUGAUGUUUAUACAUACACAAUUUUAAUUGAUUGUUUUUCUAAAGCUGGCCUCAUUAAACAAGCUCACAAUUGGCUAGAUGAAAUGGUAAGAGAUGGCUGUGAACCUACUGUGGUGACUUAUACAACCCUCAUCCAUGCAUACCUUAAGGCUAAGAAAGUUUCUAUUGCUAAUGAACUUUUUGAGUUAAUGAUAGCGAAGGGUUGUCUUCCUAAUGUCAUUACAUAUACAGCUUUAAUUGAUGGCUAUUGUAAAUCAGGGAAUAUAGAAAAAGCUUGUCAGAUUUAUGCAAGAAUGAGAGGUGAUACAAACAUUCCUGACGUAGAUAUGUAUUUUAAAAUAGAAAAUAAUGUGGCUGAAAAGCCAAAUGUUGUUACAUAUGGAGCUUUAGUGGAUGGUUUAUGCAAGGCCCAUAAAGUCAAAGAUGCCCGUGACUUGUUGGAGACCAUGUUUGUGGAAGGCUGUGAACCAAACACCAUUGUAUAUGAUGCACUAAUUGAUGGGUUUUGUAAGGCUGGAAAGUUGGAUGAAGCACAAGAGGUGUUUCGUAAGAUGGUAGAGCGUGGGUAUAAUCCUAAUGUCUAUACUUAUAGCUCUCUUAUUGAUAGACUAUUCAAGGAUAAACGUCUAGAUCUUGUUUUGAAGAUGUUGUCCAAAAUGUUAGAGAAUUCUUGUGCUCCUAACGUUGUUAUCUACACAGAGAUGAUUGAUGGCCUUUCUAAAGUGGCAAAGACGGAUGAAGCUUAUAAGCUUAUGCUGAUGAUGGAAGAGAAGGGAUGUAAACCAAAUGUUGUGACCUACACUGCAAUGAUUGAUGGCUUUGGGAAAGCUGGUAAAGUCGAUAAAUGCCUUGAGCUUUUCAGGGAAAUGGGCUCAAAAGGUUGUGCUCCAAAUUUUGUCACCUACACGGUGUUGAUCAACCACUGCUGUGCUGCUGGCCAUUUAGAUGAGGCUUAUGCACUGUUGGAAGAAAUGAAACAAACAUAUUGGCCAAAACAUGUAUCGAGCUACUGUAAGGUCAUUGAAGGCUAUAAACGGGAGUUCAUUCUCUCUCUUGGGCUUUUAGAGGAAGUGGAGAAGAAUGAUUCUGCUCCAAUUAUUCUGCUGUAUAGGGUUUUGAUUGAUAACUUUGUUAAGGCAGGAAGACUGGAACUGGCAAUGGAUCUCCACAAAGAGGUCAUAUCAGCUUCUAUGCCUAUGGCUGCUAAGAAGAAUAUGUAUACAACUUUGAUUCAGAGCUUUUCUAAUACAACUAAGAUUGGUCAGGCGUUUGAGUUAUUUUAUGAUAUGCUAAGAGAGGGUGCAAUACCAGAUCUUGGUACAUUUGUCCACCUUAUUUUGGGGCUUACCAGAGCUAGUAGGUGGGAAGAAGCACUUCAGCUGUCAGAUAGCAUAUGUCAAAUGGAUAUCAAUUGGUUGCAACGGGAAGACACACCUUGAAGAGAUUUCUGCACCUAUUGUUUUUGUUGUUGUUUGCCCAUGGAUUAUGUGAAUACCUCUGAGAGUGUUCUCAAUAAUUCAACUGUGGAAACCAUUUUGGAGGGUUCUACCAUGCAUUCACGAAAACCUUUGAAGAUGUGUGACCCAUUCCAUGCACCCAUGAACAACUAUUGCAGCUAAGGACAGAUUUGAUUCACUUUGGGUUUUUACCUGUCAAUCAGAAGAUAAUUUGGAUGAAAAUUAUCUUUGCAUUAUCCGGAGUCCUGACAUAGGAGAAGGGGUAAGAUCACAUAACUUCUGAUUGAUUUUCUUCUACGGAUGGGGAGAGGACCAUUUCUUUAACAUUAUAACAUCCAUUUAUUUUGGUUCGAGUACUUGUUUGGUAUUUAAAGUUUUAUUCUUAUCUUAUUUUGAUCGAUAUGCUUUUAUUAUUCAAGUUUUGUCCAACUUUCAAAAGCCAGUCCAGCUCAAGAAACAUAUGGUUAUUGUUUUUACAAAAUAAUUAAUGAAAGUGGCUUAAAUAGUUUCUCAUGGAAAGUUUAGAUCCUGGAAUGAAAGCUUGAAAUUUCCAAAAUGAAAUCAGCAUACAAGCUUAAGUAUCAAAAUAGGAUUUAAACCCUUUGCCUAAUAUUGUAUAAUCUCCUCCUCUUGCUUGGAGAACAAAGUACCAAAAUUUAUUUAUGUGAUUAUGAGUCCAUAGAUGUUCUUUGAUCUGUGGCAUUUAGUUUCGUUUUAUUCUUUUAUUGGUUCAAGUUGAGUGUAUAAGUUUUUUCAUCUUAGACAUGAUUAGUGUUAGCCUCACCAGGUGAAUCCUCCUUAUUAUGUUCCACUUAUGUUGUAAUGCUGGUUGCUAGGAGUGUUUGUGGUUCAGUUUUGGACCAAAUGAAAAGCAGAACUGUGAUGGCUAACCAAACCAAACCAAUGCUUCUAGAUAACUGAUUUUAACUGAACUGGUUUGUUUGGUUUCCAUUUUUAAAAUUGGCUUUGACCGAACUGAUUAGUUCUAUUGUCUCAGUUUUGGCAUUUUGGGACUAAUUUUACCUCACCUAUUUUGACCCCAAAUUUCAAAUUAAAAAUACUACGAUUUUUCUACUAAUUAGAGUUAACACGGUCUUGUUGCUUUUACCAUAGCAUGGCAAUAUAUAAAUUGUAGCUGCUCCAGGAUUAUACUUAUGUCAUGAGUCAUGGCCAUGUCAGUGUGCUAGUUCUUAUUCUUUAACAUUCUAGAGCAUCCUUGCAUUGUUGGUUAGUUGGCAUGGUAACACCCCCCUUCCCCUCUUCAGAUUAUUCAAAGGAAACUGCAGGUCUGAACUGCCAACAGGAUCAGUUUGUGCGCAGUGGAGCUGUUGAACAAAUUUUCUGCAGUUGGUUCCUUCACAGCCCCAUGCUGGAAAGGUCAAUUUUAUAUUGUUUCUUCCCCCUCCUGGAGUAGUUUUUGUUGAUAAAUGGUAUCUAUGCAACAACACAUGUGAUGUGAAUCAAGGAACAUCAAUUGUCAUGUCUCAAGGUCCCAUUACAAGGUCAAGAGCCAAGAAGCUACAACACGCAUUAAUCAUUCAUAUCCAAACUAUGGUGAACUCGACAAAGGAAGUUCUGGGAGAUAUUGGAGUCCUUCCCUAUAUGAAGAGAGCUCACUAAGUGUUAUUAGGCUGGAAGCUGUUAUAUUUAUCAAUAUUGUUCCAACUGAACAAUUUGUUUUUAUCCUUCUGUUAUUCAGUUGAUUGUGUUGUUUGUUCAGUUUUACACAAUGUAUUUUCUAUAUAAAGGUCAUUAUGUUGAUCACACUUCAAUUAAUGAGAAAUACUUCAUUUUGUGGUCA